AAAAAAAAACACUUCAUUGCAGCUCAGUACUUCACUUGUCCGGAAAAAGCAAUAUUUCCAAAAACCCUAAUUCUUUAACUCAUUACAACACUUCCCUAGAUUUCCUCUCUCUGCGAAGUUAAUUUUCGGAGACGAUGCUUCUCCAAGCAUUUGACGGCUUGUAAAGAAGAGAAAUUUGGGGAUUUUUUUAUUUUCUAGUUUGUGUAUAAAAAUGGCAUCUUUGGAAGAUGUUGCUGAGGCAAAGAUUCACUCUGAUGAUCCUGGCUCCGAAUUGGGGAUUUCGGAUUCUGAACCGAAGGAAGAUCGAACUAGGGUUUUGAAUUUGAGGAAAUGUGAAGCUGUUGUGAGUGAACAGGUUGUGGAAAGUAAAGCUAUUGUAGACUCUAGUCCUGAUGUGAAUGGUUCUGAGGGCGAACAUGUGAAAAGUUGCAACGAAAAUGAUGGAAAUGUCGAGAACUCUUUGGAGGAAGAUCAGACUAGGAUUUCAAAUUUGAGGAAAUGUGAUGCUGUUGUAAGUGAACAGGUUGUGGAAAGUGAAGUUAUUGUAGACUCUAGUGUUAAUGUGAAUGGCUCCAAGGGCGAACUUGUGAAAAGUUGCGACGAAAAUGGUGGAAAUGUCAAGAAUUCUUUGGAGGAAGAUCGAACUAGGGUUUCGAAUUUGAGGAAAUGUGAUGCUGUUGUGAGUGAACAGGCUGUGGAAAGUGAAGUAAUUGUAGAGUCUAGUGUUAAUGUGAAUUUCUCUGAGAGCGAACUUGUGAAAGCUCGCAACGAAAAUGAAAGAAAUGCCAAGAAUUAUUUGGAAGAAACGGGGGAUUGUAAGUCUACGGGUGAUGAUCAAUUGGAUGUUAUGGAUGUGGAUGGAUGUGACGAAGGAACUGGUGAUAAGAUGAAUGAUUCGGAGAUGAAUAAUAAGGAGCACGGGUUUCGUGUGGGGGAUUUUGUUUGGGCAAAAAUCAAGAGUCAUCCGUGGUGGCCGGGGCAGGUGUAUGAUCCAGAAGAUGCUUCGGAGUUUGCUAUGGCUCGUAAACAGGAGGGUCGUCUUCUGGUGGCCUUUUUUGGGGAUGGUUCGUGUUCUUGGUGCUCAUUGUCUCAGCUGGUACCCUUUGUGGAAAAAUUUUCACAGAUGUCAAAAGAUAGUAGCUCGAAAAACUUUCUUUAUGCUGUGCAGACGGUUGCGGAUGAGGUUGGUAGGCUGAUGGAGUUAGAGAUGAUGUGUAAAUGCAUCCCCGAGGAAAAGAAAGAGAGUCUUGCUAAGCCGGAGGUUUUAAAUGCCGGAUUGAGAGCAGGGGUCGUCGUGCCAGAGGUGGAUGUUUGUCGGCUUUCUUUGCCCGAGUAUGAACCUGUGGAUGUGUUGGAUAGAGUCAUGCAGCUAGCGAAGGUGGUUUCUGUGGGGAACGCUCUCGACCUUGCUGUUUUAAGGAGUUGGUUGUCUGCGUUUUGUUAUUUUAGUGGUGCUCGUACAUUGGCUGUGUAUCACGAGCCCUUUGAUAUUGAAGGUUUGGAAGAGAAUAAUCGAGAUGAUUUAGAUGUUGCGGUUGAAGUCCCUGUGCUCCGCCCACAGGAUGACGACUGGCUAUCUUCGCCCACAGCUCGGUCUGUGAACUCACAGGUGCCAUCGGAGAGUAAGGUUUUGCAUAGACGGAAGCAGAGAAGUGUGGCUGAGCUCAUGGGAGAGAACAAAAAUGUGAAGCCGGGUAAGGAGGGCAUGGAUGUCGAGAAGUCCACGACCACCCGGAAGAGGAAGAAGGAUAACGAGCAGCCUUGUUCAACGGAGAAGAGAGGUAAGAAGAGAAAGGCAGAGGUUUCAUCGUCCCCUAUGAUAACGGAUGCAAAAGAUGAUGGUGCAAACGGAGGGAAUCUGUCGGGAAAGCCAAAGGAAAUCGAUAUUUCUGUUGCUGAAGAAGCUUACGAAGAAGCCAGAGAUGACUCAGACACAGUGUCAACCCCGAGGGAGAGGAAGAAGAGCAAGUACUUAUCUCCUCCGUACACGAAUCUUGCUUGGAGACUGGGUAGCUCGAGCUUUAAGUCACUCUCGAGUUUUAAGUCCGUAGCACAGGCUGAGAAUGAUGAAGCUACCAAGACAGCUGAGGCGGGAGGAGAGCACGCAGAGACUGCUACGUCUCAGUCUAUCUCAACGGAUAACGAGCCAACAGGAAGUGUCGGUGACACACGUUCACGGACAGUCAAGGAUGUUAAGAUGCUGAGCUUCUCCGUGUCUGAUGUUGAUAUGCCGGUUAAUGAACUACUGUUAGAGAUACAGCGUGCAGCUCUCGAUCCGUUUUACCUAAGCAAGAAGGGCUCCCUUGAUACGGUUUGGGCGUUCGUCUCUGCACUCAGAAGCUCAACGUACUUGCACGGAUCGGACUAUAAGAUAUAUCUCAAACAACUGUCUCAGCUAACUAACAUAAGCAACGGACGAGCUGAGGAGAAAACAGGCAACAGAUUGCCCGAAGAGAACACUCCCAUAGCAUCAAAUACACCAAAGAAAACUAAGAAAUCCGAAAAGGGCGAAACUAUGACGUGCCUCACUCUGUCUUUCACGCCCAGAUUUCCUCUGCCUUCGAAGAAACUGGUCGUGGGGCUGUUUGGCAAGUUCGGGAGCCUCAUCAUGAAGGAAACAAAGGUCGAGAAAGACAGCCACUCUAUCCGGGUUGCGUACACCAAGGACUCUGAUGCAGAAGCAGCCUAUGAAUCAUCAUCAAGCACAUGUCCAUUUGGUUCGGAGAACGUUAGCUACUCGUUGCACCGCUGCCCUAAGCUGCGGCCUCCUGAGAAACGAGAAGCUGGGGGAUUGGUUUCGGAUCUCAGCGCCAUCAAGCAGAAGCUCGAGAUAACGACAGCUAUUGUGGAGAACUACCGUUCGAGAUUCUCGUCGGAGGAGGAGUCGGAUUUGAAGGACGAGAUGAAGCUGCUGAUGGAGAAGAUGGAGACGGUCGGAGAGAUGGUGAGAGUUAUUGCUGAGAAAAGCACAUCGUAAUCUAGUGGUUUGUUGUUAGUCUGCAAUUGCAAUUGUUGUAGAUGUUUUUGGUGGAAUUUGAUGGAAGAAGAAGAAGAAGAAGAAAAGUACCAUUUUCUUAUUUAUUUAAUUUUCUUUUGCAGUUA
This is a messenger RNA of Salvia splendens (bonfire salvia), 3102 nucleotides long. RefSeq lists its product as uncharacterized. Lineage: Eukaryota; Viridiplantae; Streptophyta; Magnoliopsida; Lamiales; Lamiaceae. The coding region runs from base 212 to 2977 and encodes 921 amino acids. The record is from RefSeq and is a predicted model, not a curated record. The transcript is spliced from 2 exons.